GUGUGCGCUGUUUACUCGCUCGUUUUUAAAGAGCUCAUCUGUAGCUUUGUAGCUAGCUUGGCAAUUGCUUGUUUUCCUGAUUCCCACCCGGGGUUCCCACUCGUCGUCGCUGCUGAACUCCAUCACUGCAAAAUCGAAUACCACAGCAGCUAACCAGGCGGACAUUACGUUCCAGAUGGAUCAACAGGACCAGGCCUAUAUGUUUGCCCGUCUCACACGGCCACAUUCUGAACAGCUGCUGCAAGGUCUUCAUUCUGAACAGCUGCUGCAAGGCCUUCAGCUCUUACGGAAAGAUCACGAACUAUGUGACAUUGUGCUCCGUGUGGGUGACUCUAAGAUCCAUGCCCACAAAGUAGUGCUGGCCAGCAUCAGCCCUUACUUCAAGGCCAUGUUCACGGGUAACUUGUCCGAAAAGGAAACGGCUGAAGUCGAAUUCCAAUGCAUUGACGAGACUGCCUUGCAGGCCAUUGUUGAGUAUGCUUACACUGGCACAGUGUUUAUCUCCCAGGAAACUGUGGAAUCUCUGCUGCCAGCAGCCAACCUACUGCAGGUCAAGCUAGUACUAAAGGAAUGUUGCUCCUUCUUAAAAAGUCAGCUGGAUGCUGGGAACUGUAUCGGCAUUUCCCGCUUUGCAGAGACAUAUGGCUGUCAUGAUUUGUGCCUGGCUGCAACUAAGUUCAUCUGUGAAAAUUUUGAGGAAGUUUGUCAGACCGAGGAAUUUUUUGAACUAACACGAGCUGAGUUGGAUGAAAUUGUGUCCAAUGACUGCCUUAAAGUGGUGACAGAGGAGACCGUUUUUUAUGCCCUAGAGUCGUGGAUUAAAUAUGAUGUAACUGAACGACAACAACAUUUAGCUCAGCUGCUGCACUGUGUGCGCCUUCCACUCCUCAGCGUCAAAUUUCUCACUCGUUUAUAUGAAGCCAACCAUCUCAUACGAGAUGACCACGCAUGUAAGCACCUGCUAAACGAGGCCCUCAAAUAUCAUUUUAUGCCUGAGCACCGGUUGUCGUAUCAGACUGUCCUGUCUGCACGACCCAGGUGUGCCCCGAAGGUGCUGCUGGCAGUAGGAGGCAAGGCUGGACUGUUUGCCACCUUAGAAAGCAUGGAAAUGUAUUUCCCUCAAAAAGACUCAUGGAUAGGACUAGCCCCUCUCAGCGUACCCAGGUACGAGUUUGGAGUGGCAGUGCUUGACCAUAAGAUGUACGUGGUGGGUGGCAUCGCGACACACAUGCGUCAGGGCAUCAGCUACAGGAGACAUGAAAGCACAGUGGAGAGCUGGGACCCAGAAAGCAACACCUGGUCUUCGGUAGAGCAUAUGGCAGAGUGUCGCAGCACACUUGGGGUAGUGGUCCUGGCCGGAGAGCUGUACGCACUUGGAGGCUACGAUGGCCAAUAUUACCUCCAGUCUGGGGAAAAAUAUGUCCCCAAGUUGAAGGAGUGGCAACCUGUGGCGCCCAUGACCAAAUCUCGCAGUUGCUUUGCCACUGCUGUGCUGGACGGCAUGGUGUAUGCCAUUGGAGGAUAUGGACCAGCGCAUAUGAACAGUGUGGAGCGGUACGACUCGAGCAAGGAUGCCUGGGAAAUGGUAGCCCCCAUGGCAGACAAGAGGAUCAACUUUGGCGUUGGCGUCAUGCUUGGUUUCAUAUUUGUGGUGGGAGGACACAAUGGAGUCUCUCACCUGUCCAGCAUCGAGCGGUAUGAUCCCCAUCAGAACCAGUGGACAGCCUGUAGACCAAUGAAUGAUCCACGCACUGGUGUUGGCUCAGCUAUUGUGGACAAUUACCUGUACGUGGUGGGAGGUCACUCAGGAUCCUCUUACUUGAACACUGUCCAGCGCUACGAUCCCAUUUCAGACCGCUGGUUGGACUCCAGCGGAAUGAUCUACUGUCGCUGUAACUUUGGUCUGACUUCCCUUUGACCCAUGGCCCAGCCAGCUAGCACUUAAUGAGACACCUUAUUAGACACAACGAAUCUUCCCUCCCCGCCCCCGUUGGAUCCUCUUCCUAUCCCACAUUCAUCUUCCUGGUGCAGAGGAUUGCCAAACACCAGCAUGAUUGGCGUUGGACCUGCUGAAUGGAAGGAUGGAUGGAUGGAUGUGAUAGGCUAGUUAGCUAGCCAUGGGGAAUAUAGGCCAGGGGGAUGUGGCUACAGAGAUGAAGAGUUGCAGUCUUGUGCCGACAAAAAAGACCUGAUGAUCAUUUGCCGGCCACAAAAGAGACUUCUGCUCUAGCUGCUGGAACACAAUGAGGACUUGGAGCCAUUUCCCAGAGGAUUGGGGAAGAAACCUGUCACUUUUAUUUAAAUAUUUUUGUUACUCUGACCAGUUUUUUUUCUUCCGUGUCUUGUAAUACUUUUUUCCAAUGUUCCUUGCUGCAACAAGGACCAUGUGUUCAACUUCUGGAGAACACCGUAGUUUGCUUGUGACAAUGUGUUUGUAGAUAUGUGUAUGUCUGUGUGUAUGCUCAAAGGGAUAUGUGCAUGUAGGAUUGUUUUUUGUUUGGUGUCUGCAUGCAGAACGGAUGCUCGGUUCUGCAACACAAUAUGUGCGUCACAAAAUGAGGACUUAGACUAUUUUCUUGCAAAAAGGGCUGCCUUUUCUCUCUUGUAUACAUAGUCUAAAUUCAAUAUAUAGAUAUAAAUAUAUACUUAGUGCAUCGCCUGUAAAUGUUUUACCACACUGGGUCAUAUGUAUAUGUGGAUGAGGAGGUGACUAAUUCUGAAGUUGACCUCUUGUCUGCUUCAUUCUCUGUAUUUGCCUCUGUUGCAUUUUUAAGAGCAUGUCUUCUUUUGUUGUACCUGACCCCUUUUGCACCCUUUGGUCUGUCUGCAACGCAGACUGUUGCUAUUUUUACAAUUCAACAGUGGAUCCGUGUUGCCACACACAACUGGGUCAACCGCUGUCUGCUUAAUGACUAUCUUAGGUAUUCAUUUUUUAAAGCACAUGCAUUCCAACGCUGUCCGCUGUUCGCCAUAUUUGAUGUAGGUUUUUUUAGUUGUCUUUGCUCGAAACGCCAUUCACACAGAAUCAAUGGCUCGGUUGUAGGUUAAUUGCAUUAUUUGCUUUGUCACAAAUCAGUGCCAUCUUAUUUUUGGUGCAACCCUUGAACCCCUUGCCAAAGAACUGCGAGCAUUUUCAUGUGUGCCACAAAGUCUGAACAUUUUUUUUUUAAUUCUAUAUUGUGGUAUUAAAUCUAGCCAUGCUGUCUAAGAGCAUGCUGACAAUAUUGCAGCAUCAUGCAAGUCUUCAAUGUCUUUUAUUGGCACUUAUCAAACCAAUGAUACAGAUUGCAAGUUGUAUGUAUUAUGUUUUUGUGUAGGCUAACACCAUUUAGAUCAUGCAAUAAGGCUUCCUGUUAAUGGGUUUAUCUUUAAAGGCCUACUGAAAUGAAAUUUUCUUAUUUAAACGGGGAUAGCAGGUCCAUUCUAUGUGUCAUACUUGAUCAUUUCGGGAUAUUGCCAUAUUUCUGCUGAAAUGAUUUAGUAGAGAACAUCGACGAUAAAGUUUGCAACUUUUGGUCGCUGAUAAAAAAGCCUUGCCUGUACCGUAAGUAGUGUGACGUCACAGGUUGAAGAGCUCCUCUCAUCUGUACAUUGUUUACAAUCAUGGCUACCAGCAGCGAGAGCGAUUCGGACAGAGAAAGCGACGAUUACCCAAUUAAUUUGAGCGAGGA
Entelurus aequoreus (snake pipefish) is the source of this 3671-nucleotide messenger RNA. RefSeq names its product kelch-like protein 28. Gene Ontology annotation, molecular function: protein binding. The coding region runs from base 176 to 1918 and encodes 580 amino acids. Lineage: Eukaryota; Metazoa; Chordata; Actinopteri; Syngnathiformes; Syngnathidae. The transcript has 6 exons. The record is from RefSeq and is a predicted model, not a curated record.